ACCUUGACAGGCCAAUUAGGCUACUGGAUUACGCACCAGUCCAAGAAAGUCCAAUCCAAAUCCAGAGCAGCCGAGCGCCGGGAGCGGAGCAGAUGGCGGCGGCGGUUGUAGUAGCGCGGGCGUACGAGGCGGCGGCGCGGUCCGCGCUCGCGGCGCUGGAGCGCAACCUCCUGCCGGACGCGGUCACCCGGCGGCUCACGCGCCUCCUGCUCGCGCAGCGCCUCCGACUCGGCUACCUCCCCUCCGCGCCGCUCCAGCUGCAAGGCCUCGUCCUCUUCGCGCACUCUCUUGAAGGCAUGCCCAUUGCAAUUGAAACAGACAAAGCUAAAACCCAGCACUACGAGUUGCCGACCACAUUCUUCAAGCUAGUGCUUGGAAAACACUUGAAAUACAGUUCAUGUUACUUCCCUCAUGAUUCAAGCACCCUAGAAGAUGCUGAGGUUGCGAUGUUGGAGUUGUAUUGUGAGAGAGCUCAAGUGCGAGAUGGUCAAAGCAUUCUUGAUGUUGGAUGUGGAUGGGGAUCCCUCUCUGUGUACAUAGCAAAGAAAUAUCGGAACUGCAGCAUUACAGGGAUAUGCAACUCAACAACACAAAAAGCUUUUAUAGAAGAGAGGUGUAGGGAAAAUGAGCUCUUGAAUGUUGAGAUAAUUGUAGCAGACAUCAGCAAGUUUGAGAUGGAGCGUUCUUUUGACAGGAUCAUAUCCAUAGAAAUGUUUGAGCACAUGAAAAACUACAAGGCACUUCUUAAAAAGAUAUCUGGAUGGAUGAAAGAGGAUACCUUAUUAUUUGUUCACUACUUCUGCCACAAGACAUUUGCGUAUCACUUUGAGGACAAGAAUGAUGAUGAUUGGAUUACAAGGUAUUUCUUCACUGGAGGAACAAUGCCAUCAGCAAAUCUCCUUCUCUACUUUCAGGAAGAUGUAUCUAUGGUCAAUCAUUGGCUUGUCAGUGGCACACAUUAUGCUAGAACUAGUGAGGAGUGGCUGAAGCUUAUGGAUAAGAACAUAACCACCAUAAGGCCAAUCUUUGAGAAAACUUAUGGGAAGGAAUCAGCUACCAAAUGGAUAGCUUAUUGGCGGACAUUCUUCAUCUCAGUCGCUGAACUUUUCGGAUAUAACAAUGGUGAUGAAUGGAUGGUUGCACAUCACUUGUUCCGAAAGAAGUAGAAGUUGCCACUGCACAUUUCAAAGUAUAAUUGUAUGUUAAGAAGAAUCCAUCGCAGGUUGUACCCAAAUAAUGUUUUUUCCCAUGUACCUCAUUGAGUAGUUAACUCAUUGAAUUUAGUUGUACCUAGUAAGAUGUACCUCAAUGGUAUCAUAUUUUAGCA
Messenger RNA from Lolium perenne, 1327 nucleotides. Its product is annotated as (S)-coclaurine N-methyltransferase. The record is from RefSeq and is a predicted model, not a curated record. NCBI's taxonomy places the organism in Eukaryota, Viridiplantae, Streptophyta, Magnoliopsida, Poales, Poaceae.